Lingula anatina is the source of this 2513-nucleotide messenger RNA. RefSeq lists its product as uncharacterized. Gene Ontology annotation, cellular component: nucleus. The record is from RefSeq and is a predicted model, not a curated record. Gene Ontology annotation, biological process: regulation of transcription by RNA polymerase II. Gene Ontology annotation, molecular function: RNA polymerase II transcription regulatory region sequence-specific DNA binding; DNA-binding transcription factor activity, RNA polymerase II-specific. NCBI's taxonomy places the organism in Eukaryota, Metazoa, Brachiopoda, Lingulata, Lingulida, Lingulidae.
UCAAGACCUCGGCUCUUUGUAACAGAGAAGAAGAGAGUACACUUAUUAUUUUUACGAUAAUAAGCGAAAAAGGUCGAGUAUCAUCACGGUGAAUUACUGAAAGAAGUUUAGGAUUUGCUUAACAAUGGAGCAUCAUAAAGGUCGUUUAUGGAUGGAAGUAAAGGUGAAAUUAUAAUAGGAAAACCAGGAAUUCAAACCUGAGUGACUGAAAUAUAAGUCUUAGAAAUUCAAGAAAGCUGAAACUACCACCGAAGGAUUGGCUUUUCUUUAAUGCAUACCACUAGGAGAACAGAUCUCUGUUUUGUAACAUGACGUUCAGUAGCAGCAGCAGUUAUUGUUUUCACCAUGAAGAAAGGAGACGGACGUACGCCAUCCAGUUCUGUGACAAGUCUUCCAUGAGUACCACUACAUAAUACAUGGAUCUGCAGAUACCAGGGGGGUAUGCUGGACUUAGUGGAGAGCAACAAUGCAGAUGUAGUUGAUGUGAUACAAGAUUGAAUAAGAAAAAUAAGUAAUCAAGUUUAAAUAACAGAAGUCCAUGAAAAGGAAUGAAAUGGCUGACAUUGGAGAAAAAUCAUUCAAAUGCCAGUAUUGUGAAAGGAGCUUUACUUUCAAAUGUCAUUGUAAACGGCAUGAAAUGAUCCACAUUUCGGAUAAGCCAUUCAAAUGCCAGUAUUGUGAUAAGAGCUUUAAUUUCAAAAGUCACUGUAAACAACAUGAAAUGGUUCACACUAGAGGAAAACCAUUCAAAUGUCAGUAUUGUGAUAAGAGCUUUAGUGUCAAAAGAACAUGUAUAAAACAUGAAAUGAUUCACAGUGGAGAAAAACCAUUCAAAUGCCAGUUUUGUGAAAAGUGCUUUAGGCGUAAACAAAGCUGUGCACAACAUGAAAUGAACCACACUGGAGAAAAGCCAUUCAAAUGCCAGCAUUGCGAAAAGAGUUUUAGUUGCAAAAAGCUUUGCAAACAACAUGAAAUGAUUCACACUGGAGAAAAACCAUUCAAAUGCCAGCAUUGUGAUAAGAGUUUUAGUGUCAAAAGCACAUGUAUAAAACAUGAAAUGAUUCACAGUGAAGAAAAACCAUUCAAAUGCCAGCAUUGUGAAAAAAGUUUUAUUAUUAAAUAUAAUUGUACACGACAUGAAAUGACCCACACUGGAGAAAAACCAUUCAAAUGCCAGCAUUGUGAAAAGAGUUUUAGUUGCAAAAAGGUUUGCAAACGACAUGAAAUGAUUCACACUGGAGAAAAACCAUUCAAAUGCCAGUAUUGUGAAAAAAGCUUUACCGCCAAAGAUAAAUGUAAACAACAUGAAAUGAUCCACACUGGAGAAAAACCAUAUAAAUGCCAGUAUUGUGAAAAAGGUUUUAUCGAAAAACGGAAUUGCAUACAGCAUGAAAUGACCCACACUGGAGAAAAACCAUUUAAAUGUCAGUAUUGUGAAAAGUGUUUUAGAUUUAAAAUAAGCUGUGCACAACAUGAAAUGACCCACACUGGAAAAAAACCAUUCAAAUGCCAGCAUUGCGAAAAAAGUUAUAGCAUUAAACGGAGUUGUAUAGAACAUGAAAUGACCCAUACUGGAGAAAAACCAUUCAAAUGCCAGCAUUGCGAAAAGAGUUUUAGUUGCAAAAAGGUUUGCAAACGACAUGAGAUGAUUCACACUGGAGAAAAACCAUUCAAAUCCCAGCAUUGCGAAAAGAGUUUUAGUUGCAAAAAGGUUUACAAACGACAUGAAAUGGUUCACACUGGAAUUUCAUCUCCGCCUGUAAGAAAGGAACUUCAAGGAAGGAAUGAACUGAAUAGGACAAUACUUUCACCACAGUCUAUAAAAAAGGAAUUCCAAGAUGAUUAUAUGCAACAUGGGACAAAGGGACAGGUGGAAUCUUAUACAGAAGCCGAAGUCAAAAUGGAGUUAAAUGAUUACAAUGCUCCAGAAGUGAGACCAGAGAUCUAUCCAGUAGCAAUGUUUAGAAAUGUGUUUGCAGACACAGGCGUUUGAUGUCUGAUAACAUAAGUCAAAGUCUUAGAUGGGUAUAAUAUUAAAGUAUAAUAUUAAUUAUUGUAUGCCUGACACAAAACAAUAAUGACUGAUGUCAAAACAUUGACAUUUUAUGUUUUAUUUAAAUAUUAUUUUUUGUAUGGAAGUUGGCAGAAAUCAGAAUAAAUAGCUCCGAUGGUUUAAAACAAAUAAUUUUUAGCAAAUCUGUGGCAACAAAUGAAACUGAAUUAAAGUAAUAUUUUUCUUAGUAAACAUAAACGAUUUAAUAAAAGAUAAAACAUUUUAGUUACUUUUUUCCUCGUUCUCUGCUGUUUAUAAGUAAAUAAGAGGACUGUUCCGUACAUCUGUCGAUGAAUUUGUAGAUUUAGUUCCCUCUAAGGUUUUGAAUUUGGCAUUAUAUACCCUAGAUUCUAGAUUCCGGUAUUGCCAGCUCGAUCUUGAUUUCAUAUAUAACCCAUAUCAGCAAUGCCAAGCUCUAGCGAAUACCGACAAUCCGUAGGCGUUCUUCUUUAAAAUUUUG